This is a messenger RNA of Gongylonema pulchrum, 453 nucleotides long. NCBI's taxonomy places the organism in Eukaryota, Metazoa, Nematoda, Chromadorea, Rhabditida, Gongylonematidae. The record is from the annotation of a GenBank genome assembly.
AUGGCGACUUGUGCAACAGCCGCAUCAACCCUGUUCAGCUUACUUCUUGUGCUUACUUUUACAUGCGCGACAGUGGUCCGGUCAAAAUCGGUGAACCGAAAUACAGUACUGGACGAUGAUGAUGAAAUGGAUGCAUCCGAACUGAUUGACAGCUUCUUGGAGCGAGCCAAACAGAAUACUCGACAUCACAGGACACAUCGGUUAGCAAGACGGCAUCGCGUACAGGCUUACAGCCCACAACUCACAAGCCUCGAUGCGCACGGACGAGAAUACGUGAAGUGUCGGAAAAGCAUGAUUGAAGGGGGUUCAGUGACAAGACGAUGUUACCGACCACCGUCGGAUGAUAUGCGCGUUGGCUGCUACGCAGUUUGGGAUAUGAAAACAGAAUCCCUCGUGCAAGAUUGCUGGGUGCAACAGGCGGUAAGCUUACCUAUCUACAUUUCUAGCAGUUAA